AUGGAUAAUGGCCUAAAGCCCUCCCACUCCAAACGCUUGGUUAAGGGAGCUGUCAAUCACAAAGCUAUGCUGCGUUCACAGUUGUUGAAAAAAGGAGAUGAUGCAGAACAGCAUGCAAGGGAGAAGAUGGUGGGUGAAUGUGAUUACAUCUCACUUACUGAAACCGAAACCAUUACGUUCCUGGACAUACCCCCCACCAUAAUCUCAGUGGUCAAUGAUGACGCAGAAGCAGUAAUACAGAGAAACCUCAGCUAUGCUGAGCUUUGCAAGAGCAGAACGUGUAGUGAUAAGUACGUCGACAGAUCGAUGCAGACAUUAAACGGAGCCCUUAAAAACAAACUGAUCCAGAGUGAGAAGACUGGUACUGCUGGAAAGGGUAUGGUGGCUACAAACUGGGACAUUUAUGACUCUUUUUACAAGCAAAAUGAAACCUUUGAAGGUGAUGAAGCUGAUCACAAGGAGAAAUCAGUGAGCAGCAAGCGCAACACCACUGACACAGGCUCUGACAGCAUGACGAAGCAUGGAAAACAAAUUGAGGAGAGUUUAGAUCCUACUCUGGAACUUCUCUGGGCAUUCGCUUGUGAGCUCACCAGAGGAUACUGCAUUACCAACAUGGCCUGGAACAGGCAGAACCCGGAUAUCCUGGCAGUAGGAUAUGCAGACUUUGACUCCAGGUGCCUGAAACCAGGUCUGAUCUGCUGCUGGACCAUCAAAAACAUCAUGUGGCCAGAACGUGUCUUUGACUGUCACAGCAGUGUGACAUCCCUGGAUUUCUCAGCUAACGACCAGCUUGCCGUAGGAAUGUAUGACGGCACUGUAGCUAUUUACAACAUCUGUAUUCAAGACAGCAGUGUUGCAUGUGUUGCUAGCAGCAGUAAAUCCUCCAGGAGGCAUCUUCACCCAGUAUGGCAGGUCACCUGGGCUCCACAAAGGUUAUCACUGGAAGAUGUUCUCGUCUCAGUGUCAUCAGAUGGCAGGAUUGUCAAGUGGUCCAUCAGCAGCCAUAAGCUUGACUGCACAGACCUGAUGUGGUUUAGGAGCGAUAAAGAGUGUAAGGAGGCUGCAGAGAACCUGAAGAAGAAAAAAAUGGUGCUGUCUAAACCUACUGCUGUUUGUGUUGACUUCCAUCCAACGGAGUUUGGUAUUUAUCUGGUUGGCACACAGGAGGGCCUUAUCCACAAGUCUUCCUUUUCUGAAGGUCACAGCUUUCUGGCUACUUACAAAAAGCACAUUGGCUCUGUGAACCACAUUGAAUGGUCACCAUUCAGCCCCGAUGUGUUUUUGAGCUGCUCCAGUGACGAGACUGUCCAGAUGUGGAAGCAGGGCCGCCCUGUAAUGACGUUCAAGUCCAUUCACCAAGGCCCCGUGUUCUUUGUUAAGUGGUCCCUAAACUGCUCCACGUUGUUUGGAGUAGUUAAGGAAGACCAGGUGGAGAUCUGGGACCUGAAUUUGAGCAUCGUGUUUCCAACCAUUGUGCACCAUCCUGAGCCUGGUGUGAGGCUGACAUCCUUGCUGUUUGCCAGAGGGACAGACUGUGUCCUUGUAGGGGACAGUAAAGGUCAAGUGACAGUCUACAAGCUCAGGAACUUCAGAGUGGGCGAAAGCAAGCAGUAUCAGCUGAACAUCAUCAUCAAGCAUCACAAUUCAGUGGUGGGCGUUAUGGACGGCCUUUGGGGGUCCAGAACUGUCCAAGAAGAUCACUGUGCCCACUAA
Pelmatolapia mariae (spotted tilapia) is the source of this 1713-nucleotide messenger RNA. Its product is annotated as dynein axonemal intermediate chain 4-like. Bases 1 to 1713 code for a protein of 570 amino acids. The transcript has 13 exons. Gene Ontology annotation, biological process: cilium movement. Gene Ontology annotation, molecular function: dynein heavy chain binding; dynein light chain binding. NCBI's taxonomy places the organism in Eukaryota, Metazoa, Chordata, Actinopteri, Cichliformes, Cichlidae. The record is from RefSeq and is a predicted model, not a curated record. Gene Ontology annotation, cellular component: axonemal dynein complex.